Messenger RNA from Sinocyclocheilus rhinocerous, 575 nucleotides. Its product is annotated as secreted phosphoprotein 24-like. Gene Ontology annotation, biological process: bone remodeling. The transcript is spliced from 4 exons. Bases 57 to 575 code for a protein of 172 amino acids. The record is from RefSeq and is a predicted model, not a curated record. Gene Ontology annotation, cellular component: extracellular region. Lineage: Eukaryota; Metazoa; Chordata; Actinopteri; Cypriniformes; Cyprinidae.
UACAUUCACAUAGUGAGAAGAGCAGAAGUGAGUUACAAAAGAAAUAUAGAAAAAAGAUGACACCAGCCUACAUUCUGCUGCUCUUCUUUCAGUGCUGCUGUGUCUCGGGGCAGCUUGGAAAUAACUUCAGUCAUCUGGCUAACCUGGCACUGAAGGUUUCUGUCGAUAAAGUCAACAGGCAGUCCAGCAAUUUCAACCUGCACAGGCCAACAAGCAGUGUGGUCCGAAAGAUCACACUGGGACGUGAUAAUACAUAUGAUAUCCUGCUUGAUUUCGGAAUAAAGGAGACAGUCUGUCUGAAAUAUACCAGGAGACCAUACAGGAAUCGUUGCCAUUUCAAACAGGGACGUCUUGCGUCAAAGAAAUUGUGCUCCAGUCUUGUGCGUGUUGGCAGCAUUUCUGUAGCUCCUCUGGGCAUCAGUUGUCUGGCUGAUACAGCUACGCUUGGGUCCAGCUCAGAGUCCAGCAGUGAAGAGGUCAUUAUCCGGCGGAUAGGACGGGUUCCUCUGGGCUCUUUGUCUUCAGGAAUCAUUCUGUGUCGAGGAGAGUUUAACUGUUCGAGAUUACUACUGUGA